AUGGGAAGACAACCUUGCUGUGACAAGAUAGGACUCAAAAGGGGUCCUUGGACAAUAGAAGAAGAUCAUAAGCUAAUGAAUUUCAUCCUCAACAAUGGUAUACAAUGCUGGCGCCUUGUACCAAAACUAGCAGGGCUAAUGAGAUGUGGGAAGAGCUGUAGAUUAAGGUGGAUAAAUUAUCUAAGGCCAGACCUCAAAAGAGGAGCACUCACAGAAGCAGAGGAAGACAUGAUCAUCAAGCUUCAUUCUCAACUUGGCAAUAGGUGGUCAAAAAUAGCCGCGCAUUUUCCAGGGCGCACAGACAAUGAAAUCAAGAAUCAUUGGAAUACAAAGAUCAAAAAGAAGCUAAAAUUUCUUGGCUUAGACCCUUUGACACACAAACCCAUUGAGCAACCUGAUCCUAAAAAUGAUGAUAUUAAGCAGCAACUUUCUUCAGAAAAUGAAGAGAUUAAUGAGAAGGGGAAAUUGCCUGAAACCUUACCUACAUUUGACUAUCCACAGGAGCAGCAAAAUAUUCAAAAUUCAACAUCUAGUUCCAGCUUAAAUGAAAUGACAGAGAGUUCGGAAAUGGGGUCAAGUGAAAUAUUCCAAAAUUUGGGGACAUUUUCAAGGGACUUGUAUAAUCCAGGAGUAGAAGAUCCUUUCCAAAAUUGGAUUGGUAGUCCAAUUCGUUGGGAUCUUUUCGACAACCUAGAAGAUAAUUUCCUAUGAGGAACAGAAAUUUUGAUUUAGAAUUAUUCCCUUGCUUGCAGUUAUGUUGGCCUUCAAAUAUAUCGUGACAUCCGUGUUGAAUCUUUCGAAAAUGCUUAG
This is a messenger RNA of Lycium barbarum (goji berry), 810 nucleotides long. Its product is annotated as transcription factor MYB20. NCBI's taxonomy places the organism in Eukaryota, Viridiplantae, Streptophyta, Magnoliopsida, Solanales, Solanaceae. The coding region runs from base 1 to 711 and encodes 236 amino acids. The record is from RefSeq and is a predicted model, not a curated record. The transcript is spliced from 3 exons.